CUCAAAGCACCGAGCUGGGAGGUGCGAGCUCCGCCCCUAUUUUCCCUACAAGGGCACACUGUUGUGGGGGCGGGGCGAAGGGGAGGUGCUCCCAGCCCCUCUCAAAAGCCGCGAGUCCACUGGGAACUCGAAUCUUUUCAGCUCCGCGGAGAAGCCUGCACCACCGUCUGGGUGGAGGACCUCCAGGGACAGCCAGGAUUCUACCCCUCUUUCUCUGGAGAGCUUUCCCAUUCGUCAAGCCCCAAUCACCAGGUAGGACUGCGCUUGGGCCCGGCUUGUGGAGACUGUGAGAGCUCCAAAUAGAGUGGAAGGCAUUUAAAUAACCUGUGCACAUCUAACCACCCCUAGAUUUCAUUUUACAGAGGUGGGAGUGACAGCACUUUUAAUUUUGUCGAUUAUUUAUUGUGGCCAGUCAUUCUAAAGGGAAUAUUUGAGUAAUUGAGGUGUGUGUGUGUGUGGGGGGGGGGACUCUUGGCGUAGGAGGGGUUGGAUAGAGAAUGGGAGGUGACAGACUCUGAUUAUCUUUGGACAGGUGGCUAUGGCUUCAUUGCCGACUCAGGGUCCAGCGGCCCCAGACUUAUUUUCUGGGCUGCUGCCUGCGGCUUCAAGUCCGGUCAACCAGAGCUCAGAGGCGGUGGUGGGCAAUGGGUCGGCGGCUGGUCCAGGAGCUCAGGCCAUCACGCCGUUCCAGAGCCUGCAGCUGGUGCAUCAGCUGAAGGGGCUGAUUGUGCUGCUCUACAGCGUCGUGGUGGUCGUGGGGCUUGUGGGCAACUGCCUGCUGGUGCUGGUGAUUGCACGGGUGCGUCGGCUGCACAACGUGACCAACUUUCUCAUCGGUAACCUAGCCCUGUCCGACGUGCUCAUGUGCGCCGCCUGCGUCCCUCUCACGCUGGCCUACGCGUUCGAGCCACGCGGCUGGGUGUUCGGCGGCGGCCUGUGUCACCUGGUCUUCUUCUUGCAGCCGGUCACCGUCUACGUGUCGGUAUUCACGCUCACCACCAUCGCGGUGGACCGCUACGUCGUGCUGGUGCACCCGCUGCGCCGGCGCAUCUCGUUGCGCCUCAGCGCCUACGCGGUGCUGGCCAUCUGGGCGCUGUCCGCGGUGCUAGCGCUGCCGGCCGCCUUGCACACCUACCAUGUGGAGCUCAAGCCGCACCGCGUGCACCUCUGCGAGGAGUUCUGGGGGUCCCAGGAGCGCCAGCGCCAGCUCUACGCCUGGGGGCUGCUGCUCGUCACCUACCUGCUCCCCCUGCUGGUCAUCCUCCUGUCUUACGUCCGGGUGUCGGUGAAUCUCCGGAACCGAGUGGUUCCGGGCUGCGUGACCCAGAGCCAGGCCGACUGGGACCGCGCGAGACGCCGCCGCACCUUCUGCCUGCUGGUGGUGGUUGUGGUGGUGUUCGCCGUCUGUUGGCUGCCGCUGCACGUCUUCAACCUGCUGCGGGACCUCGACCCGCACGCCAUAGACCCCUACGCCUUCGGCUUAGUGCAGCUGCUCUGCCACUGGCUCGCCAUGAGCUCCGCCUGCUACAACCCCUUCAUCUACGCCUGGUUGCACGACAGCUUCCGCGAGGAGCUCCGCAAACUGUUGCUGGCCUGGCCCCGCAAGAUUGUUCCGCACGGCCAGAGCAUGACAGUCAGCGUGGUGAUCUGAUGACACUGUGCCAGGCCUUGGGGAACUCCAGUCCACUGGUCUCUGGAGGGUGCCCACCCGGAGGCCGGACUGGAGAGAUUAUUCCAGAGCUAGGCUAAUACUAAACUAAUAUGGCUCCAAACUGCUAGCCCACCCCUCUUGUCCCUCUGUCUUACCUAGUCUUCAUGUCACUGUAAAAUUUUAUGUAGGCUUUGAUGAGAGACUCAUGCAUGCUUGGAGGAGGCCAGGGAGAACAAAAGAGAUUUUACUGUUUUCUCCUUUUACCACUGAAGGCCAAACAAAGCUCUUUCCCCUGGUUCAGGUAAUAUUUCAGAAACCUGACUGUUUUCCUUGCUUUCCCUUCUGCUUGUUCCAUGGGGAGUGAAGGAGCAAUAAGCAUGGGGUUUAAAAUGGCUGGUUGGGGUUGGUAAAGCUUUUCAGGUUGCCUUUUAAAAAGGACUCACUUGAGAUAUAACACAGGACAGUGCUUACUCCAAGGAUUCCAGGGAAACAUGUAUUACAAAUCUGUAUCUAGAAUUUCAGCAUUUCCUCAACAAGAGUUUUAUAUGCCAAAGGGAUUUUCACUUUAAAUCCACUUGCAUUUAUAGCACAAAAUACUUACAAAUCACCUUUAAGAGGUUUUGCUAUUGUUUUCUCUCUUCCUUAUCCCCCAAUUACUGUUUGAAAAUGAUGAGAAAAAUUAGUUGAUGAAGAGAUAGAUAACAUAGGAGUAAAGUGGAAAAGGUUCACACAAGGGGAAAUAUAACUGCGCAGGACAGACUAU
This is a messenger RNA of Capra hircus (goat), 2414 nucleotides long. It is a transcript of the gene PRLHR, whose product is annotated as prolactin releasing hormone receptor. Bases 539 to 1651 code for a protein of 370 amino acids. Gene Ontology annotation, cellular component: neuron projection; plasma membrane. The record is from RefSeq and is a predicted model, not a curated record. Gene Ontology annotation, molecular function: neuropeptide Y receptor activity; neuropeptide binding. The transcript has a single exon. Gene Ontology annotation, biological process: G protein-coupled receptor signaling pathway. NCBI's taxonomy places the organism in Eukaryota, Metazoa, Chordata, Mammalia, Artiodactyla, Bovidae.